Cynara cardunculus var. scolymus (artichoke) is the source of this 665-nucleotide messenger RNA. RefSeq lists its product as uncharacterized. NCBI's taxonomy places the organism in Eukaryota, Viridiplantae, Streptophyta, Magnoliopsida, Asterales, Asteraceae. Bases 1 to 654 code for a protein of 217 amino acids. The record is from RefSeq and is a predicted model, not a curated record. The transcript has 2 exons.
AUGAAGCUCGUUUGGUCGCCGGAGAUGGCAGCAAAAGCUUUCAUGGAUACCGUUAAAUCUUGUAAGCUUUACCAAGGAUCAAGUGCGGCGGAGCUGAUAUCGGCGAUGGCCGCCGGUUGGAACGCUAAACUCAUCGUCGAAACGUGGUCUCACGGCGGCGUAAUUGCAACAAGUAUUGGAUUGGCGGUGGCGUCCACCCACACAGGCGGCAGACAUGUUUGUAUAGUUCCCGAUGAGGAUUCGAGAUCGGAGUACUCCGCCGCCAUGGCGAAAGCUGGUUUGUCGCCGGAAGUUAUGGUUGGAGAACCGGCGGCGGUGGUUAUGGGGUUGGAAGUUAUUGAUUUCUUGGUGGUGGAUUCAAGAAAAAACGACUUUGUUCAGAUCUUAAGGGCGGCGAAAUUCGGCCACCGUGGGGCGGUGCUUGUCUGCAAGAACGCGAAUUCCCGGGCGACGGCGGAGUUCCGGUGGCGGAGUUUGUUUGAGGGCGGAUCACGGCGGAUUGUGAGAUCGGUGUUUCUGCCGGUGGGAAGGGGGUUGGAUAUUGGACACGUGGCUGCGGGUGAAACCGGGUCGGGUUCAAGUAAAGUGCAAACGAGCAGGUGGAUUAAACGGGUGGAUAGAGAAUCCGGGGAAGAGUUUCUGAUCCGAAAAUAAGAAAAGAAAUA